Messenger RNA from Gossypium raimondii (Peruvian cotton), 1687 nucleotides. RefSeq lists its product as uncharacterized. Bases 171 to 1337 code for a protein of 388 amino acids. Gene Ontology annotation, molecular function: transcription coregulator activity. The record is from RefSeq and is a predicted model, not a curated record. NCBI's taxonomy places the organism in Eukaryota, Viridiplantae, Streptophyta, Magnoliopsida, Malvales, Malvaceae. Gene Ontology annotation, biological process: regulation of DNA-templated transcription. The transcript is spliced from 4 exons.
UGUUUUAUUUAGUCUUCAGUCCAUCAGUUUUUCUUCUUUAAUUUAUGAAUAAAGAAAACCCAAAAAAGCAGCCACUGAAGACCUGGCCUUUUGUUUCCCUUUGAAGAAACACAGAAAAGAACCCCCCGCCUUUUUUUCCUCUCUUCUUCACUGAAGAACAGCCAUUGAAGAUGCCUAGACCAGGUCCAAGACCUUAUGUAUGUGAGAGAAGAGCUUGGCACAGUGAUAGACACCAACCCAUUCGAGGUUCCCUCAUUCAAGAAAUUUUCAGAGUUGUGAAUGAGAUUCAUUGCUCAGCAACUAAGAAGAACAAGGAAUGGCAAGAGAAGCUCCCUAUUGUUGUGUUGAAAGCUGAAGAAAUAAUGUACUCCAAAGCCAAUUCUGAGGCUGAGUACAUGGACCUUAAAACACUUUGGGAUAGAACAAAUGAUGCCAUUAACACAAUCAUUAGACGUGAUGAGAGUAAUGAAACUGGAGAGCUUCUUCAACCUUGCAUUGAAGCUGCUCUCAAUUUAGGCUGCACACCAAGGAGAACAUUGAGGAGCCAACGAAAUUGUAACCCGAGGUGUUACCUUAAUCCGAGCACUCGAGAAGUCGACGACAUUGCUCGAGGAAAUCCCCUGGCUAACUCGCGUAGCAUGACUCGUUGUUCCGGUUUCAUGAAACCCGAAACCGUGAAUGUGACUCAUUUGGGGUUUGAAUAUCAGAAACAUACUAACUGUACCACUGACAAGUUUCCUUUUGUGUUUGAGAAUGGUUCCCUUCCUAUUAAUAAGCCAUGCUUACCUAUAGAGAAGUAUCCUCCUAGUUUAUAUUCAGUGUUUCCUCUUUUCUAUGGAAACCGCCUUAGAUACGAAGAGAUGCAGCAUGAUCUCAGUGUCUUCCCUAAGUUAGUUUCUAAUACUGUAGAGCCUUCUAAGACGGGUUACAUUCAUAACCUCCUGUUUCCCAAUGUGGACUCUUCAAAUAAGAUGAAACACACAGGUGUAACGAAUACUUCUAAGCCGCACGAACUUGCCUGCGAUCUAUCGUUGCGAUUGGGCCCUCUUUCAACAUCUUCCCCGAGUGUUGGAACCAGUCAGCCUCAUGAAAUAGGAAAAACUGGUUCCACCUUUGAUCUGACACCAGAAAUCGAUAAAACUAAAUCUUCUUUUCUUAGGAGCAAAAGAGACGAUCCCUUGAAAUCGUCUUCAAAUGGGUGUAGCAUUGAGGGUGAAGAUGUGACAAUGAGGAAGGGAAAGACGGGUUACUGUCCGGCAGUGGAUCAGCAAUUUUGUUUGCCAUCAAACCUUCCUUACAGUCAUUUAAGUGGAAGAAUGGAAAGUGCUGGUUCCUAGAUUGUCCUUCAAAGACCCCUUAACAUGGCCUUGGUGAGUAUACAUGUGCUGCUGAAGCUCUUUCCUUUUUUUUUUUUCUGUUAUCUUUUUGUAGUUGGAUAGCUAUGUGUUGGUGAUCAAUGUGUUGACAAUGUUUGCAAGAAUGUGUUUUGUAAAUAUUUCGAGUGAGUUUCGAUUCGAUGAGCCAAUCAGACACAUAAUGUGACCAAUGUUCUUUUAUGGUCAAAGAUUAACCCUUUGGGGAUCGAUUAGUUGUCUAUUGUAAGAAUGUUAUCUUUAGGUUUCAAAAAUUUAAUGUGUCUUGUAACUGAACUCAACAUUUGUUUCUAUGAUCUUCAUUUUUUGAUGAA